AUAAGUAGUAUAUAUGGUGAGUAAGGAAUAGAAUAUCUGACAGCAGAAGAUUGAGAAGAUCAAGAAGAGAAGAACAGAAAUAAAAAGCAAUUUGUGUGGAAAUCCAGGAACAAUGAAGUCUGAGGCAAUUGAAGAACAUUUUGCAAAUAGUGUAUCAUAGCAUGGUUUUUGUAUUUUACCAAGUAACGUUGUAAUUUGCGCUAAAUACAUAGUUGGUUGUCCUCACCCGUGUUCUCAUUCACAACAUUUGGUGUCGCUGCCAACCAGGAGGAGGAAGGGUGCUGUUCUGUGGACGCCGCUGCGGGUCUGGAGUGGAGGUGCUAGUUGGGGCAGUCUGGUGGGGAGAGUUGGAGUCGAGUGGAGUGUUCUGGCGGGAGGCGUUGGCUGUAGCAGGUGCUGUCGACGGAGAGGAGCAGUGGGACGUGCGGCUGCUGGGCGGACAUCGGAUGUAGAUGGCUCAGCAGGCCGGUGGAGUACGGGUGUUGAACGUCCCAGGUGCCGGGUGGAUGCGGAUGUUGGUGCCCCGGCAGGUCGACGGAGCUAUGGAGUUCAGCGCGCCGCAGACUCGACAUUCUGACGGAGAGUUUGGCACAGACUGCAGUGGAAGAAGAUAGUGGCACGGCGAGCAGAACCACCGCAUGAACGAAUGCUUUAAAGGGGGGACGAGUGUGGUGUGAUCUACUUAUAUCCAUAUAAGUAGUAUAUGGUGUGGGUCAGGCAUAGAAUGUAUUUUCGCAGAAGACCGAUGAGGAAAGAACUGAAAUGAAGCGCAAUCGUUUGGAAAAUGCAUGAACGAUGGAAUUAUUGAAGAAACAGUGAAGAUUGAAACAAUUGGUUGUUAAUUUGCAAAUUGACUGUUCAUUCUUUGGUAAUCAGAAUUUACUGAGAUAGUCUGUAAUCUUUGCUUAAAUACAUUCGAUUGUCCCCAACCAGUCGUGUUCUGUUCACUACAUUUGGUGUCGCUGCCUCCAGGGAUGAAGAUUCCAUGGCCAAAGGAAUUUGAGGGCGGGGAUGUGCUGAGCUUCCUGAAGGAGUUCGAAGCUGUGGCGGAGCUGGUGGGGGUGAAGGAGCCGAAGGCGAAGACGGUGGUGUUGGGGACGCUGCUGAGAGGCAGAGCGAAAGCUGUAUAUGACAGCCUGGACGGUGCGGGCGGUAAGACGACAUGGGAGGCAGUCACGGAGCGGUUGACCGUGGAGUUCGAUAGCCCAGUGGACAGAGAGGAAGCACUGCAGAAGUUCCGAGUGGCGAAGUUGCCGAUCGAUGGUGAUCCGCUGGUGCUGGCCGUGGAGCUUACCAAAUUGCUGCGUCGCGCGCUGCCAAAUCUGGAUGAGGAGUCGGAGGCACAGUUGUUGGCGUCUCAGUUUAUCGAGAGCGUGCCUGUUGCCGUUUCCCAGCAGCUGAGACUGGUACACGCCGCGCAACCUAUGGAUAUCAGUGAGCUUGCAAAGGUGACGCGACAGUUGAUGACACAAACAGUAGCUCCGGUCGCGUGCGGAAGUCAGGAGAUAAGCAGCAUUGAGAAGAAGAUUGAAGAACUGCAGCACGAGAUUGCGGCAUUACGAGUGAUUCGAAAAAGGAAUGAUAAGUGUUUCGCAUGUGGAGGGACAGGACACUGGAAGAUAAACUGUCCAACACGACGAAAACGGAGAUAUUUUAGACGUUACGUGUUUCCUUCUUACUCUAGGGAUCUGGGGGUUGUUGCAUUAGUAGAUAGAGGGGCAGUCUAUGCAAGAGUGAACGUAAAUGAACUAGAUUUAGUGUGCCUAAUCGAUACAGGGGCAGCAGUUUCGUUAAUAGGUAAAGAGCAAUGUAAAAGUUUUAAGCCGUGUAAAGUCGCAGUUCACACUAUAGGAGGGCACAUGUUAGAGGUAUUGGGCGUGUCUAACAGUAUCGUAAAAGUGGAUGGUUCGGAGAUAAGUUUUCCGUUCGUGGUAACCGCAAACCUGUCGAGACCAAUAUUAGGAGCAGAUUUCCUAAGAGAAGUAAAAGCCAUAGUUGACCUAAGAAGCGGUAAGGUGGUCACGAAGUACGGUUCAUUCUCAAUACAUGAAAGUAGUGAGGUGGCUGAGGUUAGAGUGGCAACAGCCGUUGUGACGAAGAAACCAAACAUAACCGAGUUGUGCAAAAAGUAUGCGAAACUGUUUACUGAAGAAGGAGAACCGUACGGAUUUUGCGACAAAGUAAAGCACGAAAUCCCGAUAAAGAACAAUGGAGGAAGUAUAUUCACAACACGUCGUGUCCCUGUGCACUUAGAGGCUGAAGUAAAUCGACAGGUCCAAGAGAUGCUGAAAGAAGGAAUAAUUGAGGAGGCGGACAGCCCGUAUAACUCACCGGUACUCUUGGUAAAGAAACCGAAUGGGAAAUAUAGAUUUUGUGUUGAUUUUAGAGAACUGAAUAAUAUAACAGAACUAAAGCCGUGUGCAAUGCCAACAGUAGUGGAAACAUUAGAUCGGCUGCAGAAUGCCACGGUGUUUACAGUGUUGGAUUUGCGGUCAGGUUAUUGGCAGCUGCCUAUAAAAGAGAGCGAUCGAAGCAAGACAGCAUUUACCAUACGUGAUAAACAAUAUCAAUUUAGACGAAUGCCGUUCGGAUUGGCGGGCGCACCUUUUACGUUCAGAAGAUUAAUGUCGCUACUGCUCAGGGAUCUGGAUAACGUCGAAGUGUAUGGCGACGAUGUAGUCGUAUACAGCCAGACAGAAACAGAUCAUGUCAAGCAUGUGGAAGCGGUCCUAAAGCGAAUUGAAGAAUUCGGACUUCGAAUUAAUAAGGACAAGUCACAGAUGGCGAAAAGUAGCAUCACGUUGUUGGGGCAUAAAGUGGGAAAUGGAGAAAUAAAACCGCUGCCGGAGAAAAUUCUGACUAUAAAGAACGUUGCAGUACCGAAUUCGAAAAGGAAAUUGAGACAGUUCCUGGGAAGGGCGGCGUUCUACAGUCGGUUCAUCAAGAAUUUCAACGAAAUAGCAGCACCCCUUUAUAAGUUGUUGAGUAACACUAAAUUUUCGUGGACUGAAACCGCCCAACAAACGUUUAAUCAAAUCAAAAACAUGCUGGACGACCGCCAGAUGACGCUCAGACUGCCCGAACUGGAGAAACCGUUUACAGUGACAACAGACGCAAGUGACCAUGGUAUAGGUGCCGUUUUAAGUCAGUCUGAUAGAGUAGUGGAAUACGCAAGUCGCAUUCUCACGCCUGCCGAACAGAAGUAUUCAACGAUCGAAAAGGAGUGUUUAGCGAUUGUGUGGGCAGUAGACAAGUGGAGACCAUAUCUGUUAGGUAAACGAUUUCACAUCGAGACUGACCAUAAACCUCUGCAGUGGCUACAAACAGCACGAGACCCACGUGGGAAGUUGGCGCGAUGGAUGAUACGUCUGCAGGAGUAUGACUUCAGUAUCGGGCAUGUUCCAGGGAAGGAAAAUGUGAUGGCGGACUAUCUGUCAAGAACAGACAUGGAAGCCGAGCUUCCAUUGACAGCAUACGCAGUGAACAGUAUAGAGGGAGACCCACUAGAACUCGUCCGGCAACAGAAAUCUGAUCCUAAACUGCGAGAGGUAAUCAGAGUGAUAAGAGAGGGGGCAGAUUUUGACAAACGAGCAAUGGACAAGAAGGCAAUAAUGUUGCUUCGGCAAAAGGAAAGACUGAAAGUGAACACAUAUGGAGCUCUGGUCUGGCAGGAUGAUGACAAAAAUUGGGUGGCUGUGAUCCCGAAAGACUGGCGGCGUAAGAUGAUACACGAAUGCCAUCAGGUAGCGCACACUGGUAUCGCAAGAACGACAGAUUUACUACGGCAAAGUGCAUACUGGCCAGGCAUGAGAGACGAUGUGGCCCAAUAUGUGUUGACGUGCCAGCAGUGCCAAUUAAUGAAAAGCGAUAGAUACAUGCAACCGCCAAUGCAGUCGGUCCCAGUAACCGCAGUUGGUGAUCUAUGGUCGGUAGAUGUGAUGGGACCAUUUCCACAGACGGAUAGCGGCAACCGAUACUUACUAGUUAUGACGGAACAUGCUACACGAUGGGUCGACGCUGUACCGAUUGCCGACCAGCGGGCGAAAACAGUGACCGAAGUAAUAAUCCGGCACAUUGUAGCAGGUCAUGGAGUACCGAAGAUGAUACUAACCGACCAGGGUCCCUGUUUUGAAAGUGACGAGUUUAAGGCCCGUUUGAAGCAGUUCGGUAUCAAGAGGAUACGAACUACACCGUAUCACCCUCAGACGAAUGGGCUUACGGAAAGAAACAACCGGACAUUAAAGGAAUGGUUAGCAUCUAAAGGAGGGAAUUGGGAGAAAGAGUUACCACUAAUUUUGCUGGCGCAUCGUGCCUCCAUCCAAGGAACUACUAAAAAAUCACCUUUCCUACUUAUGUAUGGUAGACAGCCACGACUUCCGAUGCAUAAUAUGACGUGGCCACAGCAGCAGAAGUGGACGGCAACAAGAUUAAGGAAAGAGAGGACGGAGGCAAUAAAGAACGUGAAAAAGAAACAAAUAUCAGACACCAAGAAGGUGGAACAGCAGAGAAGAGCAUGGAAGCCUUUUAGAGUGGGGGACCUGGUAAAGUGUAGAGAACGGAGAGCUAACACUGAAGGGGGACCAGGGUCAGGAAAGCUGACCCCGAAAUGGGAGGGACCGUACAUUAUCACGGAGAGACGCGGCUCAGUUUACACGAUCCGGAGAGAAGACAAGCAGAAGCGUGUAAAUGCCAGUCAACUACAGAGAUGGUUUCAGGAACAUCAUGAGCACGAGUCACGAACAGCACCAAAGGAGACAAUGGUACGGCGAUCAGAAAGAUUGCGAGAACAGCUUAUUAAAAGGGGGGACGAGUGUGGUGUGAGCUACUGAUAUCGAUAUAAGUAGUAUAUAUGGUGAGUAAGGAAUAGAAUAUCUGACAGCAGAAGAUUGAGAAGAUC
Schistosoma rodhaini is the source of this 4897-nucleotide messenger RNA. NCBI's taxonomy places the organism in Eukaryota, Metazoa, Platyhelminthes, Trematoda, Strigeidida, Schistosomatidae. The record is from the annotation of a GenBank genome assembly.